This is a messenger RNA of Colletotrichum karsti, 1212 nucleotides long. RefSeq names its product TPR domain-containing protein. The record is from RefSeq and is a predicted model, not a curated record. Gene Ontology annotation, cellular component: i-AAA complex. Bases 1 to 1212 code for a protein of 403 amino acids. Lineage: Eukaryota; Fungi; Ascomycota; Sordariomycetes; Glomerellales; Glomerellaceae. Gene Ontology annotation, molecular function: misfolded protein binding. The transcript has 4 exons. Gene Ontology annotation, biological process: protein quality control for misfolded or incompletely synthesized proteins.
AUGAAGAAGAUGUUCAAAGAAAGCCCAGAGGAGCUUAUACUUGCAUUGACGAUCCUAGCUGGCCUAGCUGGUGUUGCGAUAUACAUCGUGAAGGUUUAUUUCGACUACUUCCAGGCCCGCCAAUUCACCAAGUACCCGAAGCCAGUUGCGAAAGCCCUUCGAAGAGCACUAUACUACACAAACAUCAGCCCCGACGCGAAUCUAGCGAGGAAGUACUACAAACAAGCGCUGGAGAUCUGCAACGAACUCCAAUUGGACCCGUUUUCCGACGACGUGCUUGGCAUCAGAAUUCAGACGGCCGCCUGGUUGGAGAAAAUUGGGAACUACCAAGGUGCUAUUUUGGUUCUCAACUCUGUCCUGCAAGAUUGUAUCAAGUGGGUUGAGUGGCUGGAAAAGUCCGUCGCCGACGGCACGGUUGAUAAGUCGGGCAAGCCGCCUGCUGUCAAGGUACUAUCAGAGGAUCAACGUCCCACUGUCGCCUCGGACGGGGAUGAGGAGCCACCGGAGAACUUGUGGCGCAAGCGCACAAGGCUACUUGCGAAGGCUGUCGGCACAAGUACCAAACUGGGUGCGCUGUACUCUGACGAACACGUCUUGGAGCCAGAAAAUGCCUUGGCGCGGUUGACGUGGGCCGUCGAAACUGCGUUGUCAGAGGCAAGACGCCGCCACAAGGAGGGUGUCAAGAAGGACGAAGGGCCUUGGAUGAGCCCAGAAGAGAUUGGCGGGGCGAUGGAAUCCCUGGCCGAUCACUACUCGUCCAAACAUCAACCUCAUCUGGCAGUGCCCCUCUUUUUUCACGCCUUGCGUCUUUGCGCCGAUCCUUGUCAUCGAGUUACUAUCAUGAAUAAUCUAGCUGUAGCCUUUGCUACGCAUCCCACAACGACACCUGUCGAUCCCAUUCCUGGAGCCCCUUCUACCUCUGACGCACUUUCCAACCUGGAUGUGCCGACAGAUCGCGCAGGAUUGCUCGAGGCAGCUAAAAACUGGGCUAGCAAUGCUUACUCACACUCAAAGGAUGUGAAGGGCGACGAGCGUACGGAAGAAUGUGACGAGGCUUGUGCUGUUGCCUUGACAAACAUGGCCGACAUUGCUGCUAUGUUGGGAAAGAAGGAUGUCGCACGAAAACGCUUUCAACAAGCCAUUGAGAUGAGCAAGAAGAUCGGUUUCGAACCUGGCGUGACUGAGGCUGAGGCUGGCUUGCAGAAGCUGUGA